UCCUCCUUCCCUCCCCCCUCGCCGUUAGGGAGGGUCCGCGCCUCUGCCGCUGCCUUCGCUGCUCUAGCCGUUGCCUUCCCCUCCCCUUUCCCGGUUCUCGGCGCCGGUUUCCCCUUCGGAGGGUGAAUCCGCGAAAGGGCUCACACCCGCUGGGGUUAGCCGCACCAUCGCCGCCGCUUCCUCCGUUGCCGCCACUGCUUCAGCCGCUUGCCCACCCGCGACCGCCCUGAGAGAAGACAUAGGACUCAGUUGCCGUUGAGCCGGAGCCUUGGCCCUCCUGCCGUUGCCGCUACCGCUGCCGCUGUGCGGGGCGGUGCUGAGGCUGAGGCAGCUACCGCGGAGGGUCCUGGAGAAGCGGCCGCGGCCGGGGAAGGGGGAGUCGCGCUUCCAACGAUUAACUGCUGAAGUACUGAUCGAGUUCUGCGUUUCUUCAAUGAGGAACUACAGGCUCAUCUUCUGCCAUAAUCUCAAACAGCCAUAAAUGACAAAAGAAUGCUUGCUCAGUGAGGGUAGCUGGUGCAGAAACCAUUUUUUAAACUUAGGUGUUUAAGUACUCAAAGAAAAGACAGCUUUGAUUUCUGGCUGCAAAAAGAUAUGAGGAAGAGCUCCUCCCCUUCCUUGAGUAACUGCAACUCCGUACUUGCUAACAAAAUAUUUGGAAUUCCACUUGAUGAGCUGCAGCAGGGAGGACAUCCAGACAAUGAGGUUCCAUUCAUAGUUCGCCACGUUGUGGACUAUAUUGAGGAACAUGGAGGUCUGGAGCAAGAAGGACUUUUUCAAGUCAAUGGAAAUGCUGAGACGGUGGAGUGGCUUAGGCAGAGAUAUGACAAUGGAGAAGAUGUGGAUUUGGUUAAGGAAGCAGAUGUUCCCUCAGCUAUUAGUCUUCUUAGGUUUUUCCUUCAAGAACUUCCAGAACCUGUCAUCCCUGGUAGCUUGCAUAUUCACUUGAUGCAACUUUCUCAAGAUUAUAAUAAUGAAGAUGAAUUUGGAAGAAAGUUGAGGUUCCUCUUGCAACAGCUUCCACCUGUUAAUUACAGUUUGUUGAAGUUUCUGUGUAGAUUUUUAGCCAACGUAGCAUCACAUCAUGAAGAAAUUUGGUCUGCAAAUUCUUUGGCUGCUGUCUUCGGUCCAGAUGUCUUCCACAUUUAUACAGAUGUGGAAGAUUUGAAAGAGCAAGAAAUAGUAAGCAGAAUAAUGGCUGGACUUCUGGAAAACUACUAUGAGUACUUUGAGAAUGAAGAGGAAGAUUUUUCAUCUACUAAUGAUUUGAGUUCACUGACUGAACAAAUUAAUGAGCUCUCUGAGGAAGAGGAAGAAGAUGAAAAGCUAGAGCAAUCAGAAGAACUUCCAGAAGAUUGUUCAGAACAAUCUAAAGAAAUGCCAGAGGUGGUACACUUGAGGAUGACUGAGAACAUACUGGAAUCUAAUAGUGUUAAAGCGUCAACAAGUGCUCAUAUAACUCCCAUCAACAUCUUGCCAGCCUCUGCAGACAUUUUAGAAAGAACAAUUAGAGCAGCUGUGGAACAGCACCUUUUUGAUCUGCAGAGCAGCAUAGAUCAUGAUCUAAAGAAUUUACAACAGCAUGGUGUGGGGCAUAAUAAUGAAGCAAAAAAUAUAAAUUGUGAUGGAGAAGGAUCUAAUAACCAGGAUGCUAUUGCUGGUGAUAAUAAUGCUAGUGAGAGUAUCAGAGACUGCUCUGAAACAUUGGCUAGCACAAAUUUAGAAAAUGAAGCAGUUCAGCCUGAUUUUGCUUUUGAGAAUGAAGAAAAUGACCAGUCUUUAGGUAUACUGUUAGAGCCAUGUAUUGAACAUAGUGAUGAUGAAGAUGAAGAAGUUCAGAGAAAUGAGUGUGUGCCUUUUGAUGAUAGUGGCAAAUCUUUACAGUUGACUCUGGAUCCUAGUAGCAAGAUUUGUGAUUUAAAUGCCAACACUGAAUCGGAAGUGCCAGGAGGUGAAAGUGGUGGUGGUGGUCAUGGUGAAGCAGCAUGUUUGCAUAUUCCCCAUUUAGAGCUGAAGAAUGUUUCUGAUGGUGAUAAGUGGGAAGCGUCAUGCCCUAUCACUUUCCCCCUCAUUGAUUUCAAAACAAUGCAUCUGCAGAGAGAUGGGGAGGAGCCAUUUCCUGCUUUUAAGUCUUGGCAGGAGGAUUCUGAAUCUGGAGAAGCUCAACUUUCCCCACAAGCUGGGAGAAUGACUCAUCAUCCUCUUGAAGAAGAUUGUCCACCUGUAUUGUCACAUCGUAGUUUAGAUUUUGGACAAAGCCAGCGGUUCUUGCAUGAUCCAGAAACUAUAGAUUCUUCAUCUAAAGCACUUUCUUUUGCUAGAACUAGAAGAGCAUCCUUUAGUUCAAAAGAUGACAAAAGGGAAGAUAAAACACCAUAUCAGUUGGUCAAGAAACUACAGAAGAAAAUCAGACAAUUUGAAGAGCAAUUUGAAAAAGAAAAAAAUAGUAAGCCUUCCUACAGUGAUAUUGCAGCCAAUCCCAAAGUUUUAAAGUGGAUGACAGAGCUUACUAAACUAAGGAAGCAAAUUAAAGAUGCAAAGCACAAAAGCUCUGAUGGGGAAUUUGUACCUCAAACACGUCCACGCAGUAACACUCUUCCAAAAAGUUUUGGCUCUUCUCUAGACCAUGAGGUUGAAGAGAAUGAAGAUGAAUCUAGGGUCAUACAGAAAGAGAAAAAGCCAACUAAGGAGGCAACACUUGAACUUAUUCUGAAAAGAUUGAAAGAAAAGCGCAUGGAAAGAAGCCUUCCAGAAGACAUUAAAAAAAUGACAAAAGAUCAUUUGGCUGAAGAGAAAACUUCUCUCCAGAAAAGUCUUCUGUACUAUGAAAGUCAACAUGGAAGACCGGUAACGAGAGAAGAGAGACAUAUUGUUAAACCUCUCUAUGAUAGAUACCGGCUUGUGAAGCAGAUGCUGACAAGGGCAAGCAUAACUCCCAUUCUUGGUUCUCCUUCUACCAAGAGACGAGGUCAGAUGUUACAGCCUAUCAUAGAAGGAGAAACAGCCCAUUUUUUUGAAGAAAUUAAGGAAGAAGAAGAAGAUGGUGUUAAUUUGUCUUCUGAGUUAAAUGAUAUCUUGAAAACUGCUACACAAACACAGAAUUUUUCAAGUUCGUUGGAAAAUUCAGAAUCUGAUGUUGAAGAAAGUCAAGAAAAAUUGGCUCUGGACCUCCGUCUGUCAAGUACUCGAGCAGCUUCCAUGCCUGAAUUAUUAGAGCAACUUUGGAAAGCCAGAGCUGAAAAAAAAAAAUUACGCAAAAUAUUACGGGAAUUUGAAGAAGCAUUUUAUCAACAAAAUGGAAGGAAUGCUCAGAAAGAGGAUCGGACUCCAAUGCUUGAGGAGUACAGGGAGUAUAAGAAAAUUAAAGCCAAACUUAGGCUUCUUGAAGUUCUUAUCAGCAAACAAGAUUCUUCAAAAUCCAUAUAAAAACGCUCCUUCAAAACAUCAUAAAAACCAGUUGUAUUCCCUGAAGCUACCAUCGUGUGUACUGGCUGAUGCUUGAGUUCAUUUUUUGUCAUGUGCUAUUCAGAGAAUUUCAUGUGAACUUUAUUGUGGUGCCACUACAAAAAUAUGAUUGAAGGGCAAGUAGGCCUCUUUUAGGGAGCAAAUAAAAUGUUCCAAAUUAACAGGAAGCUAUUCUCUCUACCUUUAGCAAACAUACAAUUUCCUUCAGUGUUUUGUAUUACAGAUAAAUCCUUUUCCCAAAAGACUAUAGAAUUUUAUCUUUUCAACUUUAAAGAACUUUGGAAAUUUACAAGCUUUUUGUUAUUACCAACUUCUUUUUGCAUUACUGAAGAAAAUUUAAGAUGUAGAUCUUCACACCACACUGAACUACUCUAGUUGCCUUUUUCUUACAGAAAAAUUGAGAGAAAAACAUAAAAACGCAUACAUAUGCAACUGUAUUCUGUGUUUUCCUGGAAAACCAAAAUCAAACUGAAAUUCCUUUCUGAGUCCUGCUGUGGAACAGCUUUCUGUUUAAAUCCCACAAAGACAUAUGUCACACAGGUAGUAUGAUAUCAAUCCCUGGAUUUUUUUUUUUUAAAUUCCCCAAGUCAGUGGUCACAGCUCCUGGACGAAGAAAGCAAUGGACAGACCAGAAAGUGACCUUCCUUCAUGUAAUUUUAAAACACAGAAAACAACAUGGAAAACUGAUUCAUUAUCACAUGCUGCCUACAGGACUUGAGUUAACUGUUCAUUUUCUUGGUUAUUGUUUAAUAACUGGUGGUGACAUGAUUUGCCUUCCCCAACUGAUAAUGUAAGAAGCUUAUUACCCAUGUCAGCAUGUGGGAAAUCUGAUGGUGCUUAGACUUGUAUAGUGCCAGCAGAUGCAAACUGGCCUAAAUCAGUAAAAAUGAUUGUUGUUGCUGAAGUAAAUCUGUUUUUAACAAGGGCUAAUAUUACUGCAUUUUAUAUGCACCUUAGGAUGGAUUGGUGGGUUGUGUAAGUCUUAAAAAUUAAAAGAAAAAAUACUACAAUAAUCCAAUAUCUUUCUUUUCCUCCCUCACACCCUCCCCAAAAUUAAUUUCUGUUAUCACAUUGUAUAUGUGUGAUAUAUCUAGGAAACAGAAAGCAGUGGUGUACCCUUGUAAUGUAAGCAGAUGGCUUUUUUCUUUCUGUGCAUGAUUCAGCUUUAAAAAAAAUGUCCUUGAUGCCAUUCUGGUAAUCAUUUUCACUAUGUUGGAUGAUUAUAUUUGCUUGCUUGUGCUAUGAUACAGCAAUCAUUAAAAAGAUUCAGGUCAGGCAAAAUGUAAGUGUUCAUUUUUAACUGGUGCUUUUCAGUAUGGGUAAGUGUAUCAGUUUGACUAGUGCUAUGUUUUGCAUGCAGUGACUUUACAUGCAUGUUUUCUGACAAGUUAAUAUUAACACAUUUCUUCAUCAAAGACCAAAAACUUUUUUUUUGGGGGGGGGGAGGGGGUGUAACAUCAUUAGAAGCUGUGGGAAGCAUGAACUUCAUAGACUUGGAAGGACUUUUAUAUAAACACAGGGUUGAAAAUAGGAUUUAUAGUAUUUCAGAGUUCAUCUGUGUGUGCAAUGCCUCUUGUUUUUGGAAUUGAAUAGUGGACAUAGAGUUUGAGAAUCUGAAAAAAAAAAAGCACUAAAACUAGCCAUGUUCUGAUGGUUUCCCUUUACAUAUAGCAAGGCUAGUCAUAAAGUACCUAGAGAAAUGAAAUUUAAAAACUAAAACCAGGACCAUAUAACACUUUGAUUUGAAUCCAUUGUGCAAUGUACAUUUCAGUUUUUUUCCUAUCAGUCUGCAAACACGGGUGUAUCCAAACAUUGAAACUAAUGUGUACUGUAUAUUGUUGUACAUGAAUGUUUGUUUUAUAUGCCACAUGCAAAAUGUCAAUAUGCACUAUUUAAAUGUUUUAAAUAAUAUAUUCCUCCUUUAUAAUGCUAAAAACUAUAUGAUUCCAAUAUUUUUAUAAGUGAGUGAUCUGACUGGUUCAUUUUAGAAUUAACAGCUGCUUCAUGUUUGUUGUACAGAGUGUUUGGCUGUUCAGUUUAGUAGAUAAGCAUGGCAACAGUUAUGCUCUUAAGUGUUGUGUUCCAUCCUUGUUGGGCAGUAAGUGGUAGAACUAGGCAUUUUGUGAUAAGAGUUUUACUUUGGUACAAGUAAAAACCAUAUAUCUAUAUACCAGCAAUAUAUAGAUAUAUAUUCAUAUUAUAUAUAUUUAUAUGUCCACUAGAUAUAAUUACGUUGCUAUAUCUGGCACUUCACUGUAUAGAUUUUUGUAAUAAAAAAUACCUUAACCUUUA
Antechinus flavipes (yellow-footed antechinus) is the source of this 5757-nucleotide messenger RNA. RefSeq names its product family with sequence similarity 13 member B (gene FAM13B). Bases 595 to 3426 code for a protein of 943 amino acids. The transcript has 24 exons. Gene Ontology annotation, biological process: signal transduction. The record is from RefSeq and is a predicted model, not a curated record. NCBI's taxonomy places the organism in Eukaryota, Metazoa, Chordata, Mammalia, Dasyuromorphia, Dasyuridae.